AUGGCGCUUACAUUGGCAGACGUAAAUAAACUGAUGAAUCAUGAAACUAUAUCGGAGAUCACCGCCAUGUCGAAAUUAAAUCCGUGUUGCUUGAGCAAAAUAAAGAAUGUGGCGAUGAAGAAACUAGCUCACACACAGUUAGUACUCACAGUGAAUAAUAAAAAUGUAAAUAAUAAUACAUCUUGUUCAGGGCUUUGCAAUAAGGAAAUAUUAACAAUACCAGUUUCUAUACCAAACACUCCGGUGUUAGCUCCAGCUUUCCACAAUGAUGAGCUUAAAUCCUUAGCCAAGAACCAGCCGUACAUCAGUAAUUCCCUAAACAUACCUGCAUUCGCAAAUGCUUUGCCAGCUAUUGUACCGAAUCCAGUUACAUUAUAUGGCCAACCCAUCUAUCCUCUUGCUGGGCCAGUAAUUCAACCUCUCGUUACACCAAUAAUCCCUCAAGUAGCCAUCCAACAAAAUGUUUCAAAUAUAUCGGAUGUGAGCAGUGAUUAUUAUGUUUCUGAACAGCAAGUGGCGGAUGCUAUGGAUAUAUAUAAUGACGAAACAUUUAUGCAAGACAAAUUAUAUGAAGAGCUGGAACCAACAAAUGCUGGUCAUCAAAUGGAUACUAGUUGCAAAGAAGGAGUUGGCGACCCUCUCGAAGUGUAUUUAAGUCUGCCAAAGACAAUAUUUCCAAGUGCCAAUAUGCUUGCUAUUGAUCCAAAUCCAAUUAUAGAUGAAUUUUGUAAAAUGCCUAAUAUGCAGCGUCAUGCACCGUGGUUGUUGGACCUGGAAUUUGGUAUACCAAAAACUGUUGUAACUCGUCCUUUACCUGUUUAUAAUGUGAAAUUAAAUAGUAUUAAUUGCAAGAAUACUCCGGACGCUAUACACCCAGGCUUUGAGAGUUGUUAUCCAGAUUUUAAAAGGGUUAUACUAUUUUAUUAUGAUUGUGUGGUGUCAGCUUGGUACAGAGGAUAUAUGACGAUAACUUCAGAUAGGUCAGUGGAGAACUUUCAGAGCUGGUUGCUACUACCGAUGCAGGUUCUAGGGAUGUGUUGGCCUUAA
Molecule: messenger RNA, 1047 nt
Organism: Spodoptera exigua (beet armyworm)
Lineage: Eukaryota; Metazoa; Arthropoda; Insecta; Lepidoptera; Noctuidae
Source: the annotation of a GenBank genome assembly